AUGCUUCCUUUGAGGCUCACCAAGAAACCCCUCAAGGUGGAAGAUGUCAUGAAGCUGCUGUGCUGCAUCUCUAAGAAUAAGAAGAUAAAGCUGGCUGUCAGGUACUCUGUGAGGAGCGCCCUGAUCACAGGAGGUGUGGCCUGCAUCUGUGGUCUGGUCGGGGGCCUACUCGGACUAGCUGUUGGAGGGGCUGUCGGGGGACUCUAUAGUGCAUGGAUGGAAAGGGGACAGUUCAAGCCGAUUCCUGAGGUCAUAAUGGAGCUGACGCCCAGUGAGCAGCAAAAGCUCUAUAAUGAAGUCAUGGCCAUCCUUGGGCACCUGUGCUGGCUGGACACUAUGGAGCUGACCAUGCUGGUCAUGAGCAGCAAAGCUCUGAAGCAGCAGCUUCUGGCCAUGGUGAAAGAGUUCCUCAAAGGCCUUGCACAUUGA
Enhydra lutris kenyoni (northern sea otter) is the source of this 429-nucleotide messenger RNA. RefSeq names its product protein C19orf12 homolog. NCBI's taxonomy places the organism in Eukaryota, Metazoa, Chordata, Mammalia, Carnivora, Mustelidae. The record is from RefSeq and is a predicted model, not a curated record. The transcript has 2 exons. The coding region runs from base 1 to 429 and encodes 142 amino acids.